GUUUGAUUCUAUAGGUAUUUAUUUCUUGUCAAACAAAUUGAGGAAAUAUCUCCCCCUUCCCAAAUCCUGGCUGCACUCUCUACUCCCUCCGCUUUAGCUUUUUCCUCUCCAUCUCUCUCUCUCUCUCUAUCUGCAGGCUUUUCUUCCGUCUUGGAUUCAAUGGAUUUGAGAAAUCUUUCCAUGGUCGAAGUCCAAGUUUUUGUUGCAAAAAUUUUCUAGGCGCCCAGUAGCUCAUCCUAAAUCGCAGUUCAGCUCGUACGAACAACUGCUUUUCUCUUCAUCAGAUUCGGUGAAAUGCGUUACAAUAAGUGCUUCCAGAUGAGGGGCGUUUAUCUUUAAGUUUCCCAGAUUCAAAAACUGAGAAGAACCGUGAAAGUGUUAGCUACUGUCGAUUUUGAGAUAAAUGGGCAGAGGAAGAGGGAAGGGGAAGAAAAUAGCAAAUGCGUCAAGACAUGGGGACCCGGACAGUGGAGGUGAAGAACAACUUCCUUUGCAUAAGAAAAGGGGAAGGCCCCAAAAACCGUCGAAAAAUGAUGCCAACGAAAAUGGAAGUGAGAAGAAUGAAGAAGAUGGGGAUGAUUUCCUACCUCAUUUUAAAGAGGAAAACUGCACUGUUCUGGAGAAUGCGAAGAAGAGAAAGAGAUAUUUUCGGGCACAAGAAAAUUCCGAUACAGUUUUGGAAGAGAAAGAGGCCAGUAUCGGAUCAAAAGUAGAGGAUACAAAAAAGACUAAUGGCUUCAGGCAUAAUGGAAGCAGACGCAAGAGUAGACCUCACAGAGCAGCCGAAGCAGGAGUACCUGUAGCGGCUGUCUACAAGGGGUUUUAACUAUUUGCUCGCACAGAAUGUUAUUUUGAUGCUUCAGCAUUUCUUCUCUUAUGUUCGUACAUUGCUAUUUGCAUUGAGUUUUUCAGUUU
This is a messenger RNA of Phalaenopsis equestris, 915 nucleotides long. RefSeq lists its product as uncharacterized. The coding region runs from base 404 to 826 and encodes 140 amino acids. The transcript is spliced from 2 exons. The record is from RefSeq and is a predicted model, not a curated record. Lineage: Eukaryota; Viridiplantae; Streptophyta; Magnoliopsida; Asparagales; Orchidaceae.